CUUUUUUUCUUUUUUUUUUUUUUUUUGUUUGUUCUGGUGUUACUGUACGAAAAGCUAAUUUUUCACUUUCAAUUUGUGUGUUGAUUGGGACUGGUAUCAAUAUAUAUCGAGAUAUUCCCGGGCUUUUGCCUUUUGGCUUUUGUAGGACGGACCACCAUAAUGAAUGGCUUAGGUAUACUUGUUGAAGAAAAAGAGCCCACCGGAAGCUUACCAGUGGGUUCUGUUAAUGGAGAAGUGUUACUUCCACCAUUACCGGAUGAAUUAGAAGAUGAUUUUUAUUCGAACUCGUUGAAGAGCUCCAGUGUUGAUUUGAAGAAUUUGAAUCAAGAACAAGUGAAUUUCUUCACUAAUCCGUCAUACUCUACUUAUGAAUUAGACUCUCCCAGUAUAAAUAACUUAAUUCAUUUCCCCUCGAUAGAAGAUGCAUCGACUAAUGAUUCGGUGACCUUGAAUAAAUCAUCAAGUAAUACCUCAUUGAAUCGAAUCACUAGUAAUACGUCAUCCACUCCUUCCACCAUUAAAAAAACCAUCAAGAAUGGUAUAAGAAAAUUGAGUUUGAAACAACAAAGACCCAUACUCAGUCCAUUACAAACCGAUGAAAAAGAGUUUUCAUCAACAUCCACCAUCGAAAGCUUGAAAAAUCGAUCUAGAACAAAUAGUUACCUCACACCCACCACUCCGCCAAUCAAUAGUCCAAUAAUCACCAUCUCGGAAAACUUACAACAACUGAGGAAGAAUUUGAGUGAUUUAGAACAAUGUUUUUUCGAAAGUAUCGAAGACGAUAAUGUGAAUUCCAUCAAUGAAUUAUUAAUCCCCCAAGACUUAUUCAAUUAUUCAAAUUAUCUAAAACAAUCGAAAAAAAAUACCAUUGAGAUAUUCGAACUAACUAAAAAAAGAUUAAUGGAGAGCGGUUGGUGUUCUCAACAUGAUUUGAAUAAUUUACAAUUACAACAAGAUCGGUCAAUUUGCCUAUUAGAUACUAAGCUAUUACAAAUCGAAGAAAAAUUAAAUCAAUUUGAUUUAUCUCUAUUAAAUUAA
This is a messenger RNA of Hyphopichia burtonii NRRL Y-1933, 1038 nucleotides long. RefSeq lists its product as uncharacterized. The coding region runs from base 160 to 1038 and encodes 292 amino acids. The record is from RefSeq and is a predicted model, not a curated record. The transcript has a single exon. NCBI's taxonomy places the organism in Eukaryota, Fungi, Ascomycota, Pichiomycetes, Serinales, Debaryomycetaceae.